UUUCUCUACUCCAAGUUAAAAUUGUUCAUAGCUAACAAACCUAACAUCAAUAAAGGAAACUCUGCCAUGACCUCCUUACAGCUGACAGAUUGGAGGCCACUGAAAUACUGAGGAAAAAGGCAGUCAAGGGAAACCAAGAUGGAGGAAAAGAAGGAGGAAAAAUAAAUCACGUGGUGCAAGGCACUAAUACCCUUUAAUAAGUCUUCGGUUAUUUGCCUUGGGUCUUCCCUACAACUGAGAGGGCAACUCAACUUACUGCCAAGCAAGACCUGAGAGGCACAAGGAAAGGUGCAAUGAUGAAGAGUUUUUUCCUAGUUGUGAAUAUCGUUGCAUUAGCCGUGCCAUUUUUGCAGGGUGCAGAGGUGCAAAACCAGGAACAACCAACUUGCCGCAAGAAUGAUGAAAGCCUGUUCAAUCAGAAAAUUGCCAAGUAUAUCCCAUUUCAUUAUGUGCUGAAUAACUAUCCUCGCUACGAGCCUACUUACUACCCACACAUACCAGUUGUACCAAUUAAUCAUCAAUAUGUGCCUUAUCCAUUUUAUGCAAAACCAGUUGCAGUUAGGCCUCAUGCCCAAAUUCCUCAAUGGCAAGUACUGCCAAAUGCCUUCCCCCCCACUGUGGUACGUCCCCCACACCUACAUCCAUCACUUAAUACCAUUACCCCAAAGAAGAUUCAGGAUAAGACAGGCAUCCCUACCAUCAACACUAUUGCUUCUGUGGAGCCUACAUUUAUUCCUACCACUGAACCAACAGUGAACACUGUAGUCACUUCAGAUGCUUCCUCAGAAUUCACCAUCACAAGCACACCUGAGACUACCACAAUUCCAGUUACCUCACCUACGGUCUAAAAACUCUGAGGAAACAUCAAAGAAGACAACACAGGUCUUGAUGAAACCAAAUGAUUAUUCUAAACUCUCCUUUGGUCAUUCAUCUUCCUUCAUUCAAGAAAGAAUGUGAUUUUGAUGGAUUUGGCUCCUUUCUCUUCUCCCCUCACAUUUUACGUUCAUGUCACAUUUAA
Molecule: messenger RNA, 1018 nt
Organism: Mustela erminea (ermine)
Lineage: Eukaryota; Metazoa; Chordata; Mammalia; Carnivora; Mustelidae
Gene: CSN3
Product: casein kappa
Exons: 7
Coding region: 294-848 (184 amino acids)
Biological process (GO): protein stabilization; lactation
Cellular component (GO): extracellular region
Source: RefSeq, a predicted model, not a curated record